Messenger RNA from Mercenaria mercenaria, 3741 nucleotides. Its product is annotated as serine-rich adhesin for platelets-like. The record is from RefSeq and is a predicted model, not a curated record. Lineage: Eukaryota; Metazoa; Mollusca; Bivalvia; Venerida; Veneridae. Bases 83 to 3271 code for a protein of 1062 amino acids. The transcript is spliced from 3 exons.
UUGGACCAUACGUCAAAUUCAUCACGUCUUUGAAUUUUAAUUUCAGUCAUCCGAUAAAAAUACAUUUAACAUAAGGAUAGAAAUGGGAGUUAUGAUCGAAAAAAUGUUGGGGAUGUUAAUAAAAAGUGUCAUAGUGUUAACGGUUAUUUUCACAAGUGUCAAUCUAGAGAAUGUCAAAAAUCAAACCACAACUAGUACUACAAGGACGCCAGUCAUGACUACCGGCAAUGCCUCCUGCGGUAGCUAUAGGAACAAUAGCUCUCCAGAGUGGUCUGCAGAUUGCAUAUUCCCGGACUUGUAUUCCAUAGAGAAGGGGGAAUGUGAACCAUUCACCGAAGUAGACUGUGGCAACCGUUCAGAACCAAUAACACCGUGUGAAUAUCCUAAGUCAAAUUGCACAAGACCAAAAGGUGAAAACGUAUCUUUAUGCACAUGUGAAAAAGACUCAGAUUUGAAUUUUGACAUGUGCUUAUCGCUCAAAGACGGCGACCAUGCAUGGCCGGCACGUCACUGGUCUCCAUUCUACGUUCAGUGUACAUCCCAGCGAACUCUCCCAAGUAGCUGUUCCGGGCAUUCAGUGAUCUACAACUUCUUUCAAAAUAAAUGUCAGUUGGUGUAUGAAGUGGUGAACGCAGCCUACAACUUGUCUUUAUCGUUAGAUAUUCCGGAAUCUCUUUACCACCUAAUAUCAGUUGCACCAACGAAAUUUAUGCACCAAACAACACAAGAUAUUUCUAUGACACCAACACCUACUACAAAUAUUUUAAUACAGAAAACACCUGACGGUUUUGGAGCAUUUACAGACAUAAGAUCUACGAGUGUGUUUCAACAUGGUGGAAGUUCAAUGGGUAUAAGUGCUCUGUCAUACACAACACCACCUCUUAGUGAUGUAAAACUAACCACCACCGGUAUAACCCAUCUUACUUCAUCCGUAUAUAACUUUGAAUUAUCAACUCAGUUAUUUUCUUCUUCUAGUUCUUUUUCGGGAGGAGCUACAGACUACCUACUAGAACCAUCGUCACUUACAUCUGUAUCACCUCAUUUUGUGCCGCAUUUACCUUUUGAAACAAAGACUAAGUUUAUCAGCACUGAGGUUUUACCUCUACCGAAUAAAAACCAAUCUGUCAUUAAGGCAUACACUAUAGUGACUUCUAGUACCAUUACAAGUGUUGAAAAGGAACAUAUAUUAUCACAUAGCUCAGAUAGAACAAUAGAAUCCAAGAAGGAACAAGCAAAUAUUGAACCAACGCCUUCAUCUGCAUUCAGUGCUUUUGCAAAUACAAUAGAGAACAUUUUGUAUUUCGAUUCUUUACAUCGAGUUUACACAGCAUCUGAAAUUUCGUCGCAGUACGAAUUGUCGUCACAGAAUUUGUUUUCCUUUUAUGAAUCAAUGGACCCUUCUUUUCCAGAUUCACUACAAACAAACUCAGUUUUUGAUUUGACGUCCGCGUAUUCAGUGUAUCCUUCGGAAUCCAAUACGAUAUCUGACUUUUCUUCCGGGUUAGAAUCCUUGCAAACGUCACAUUCAUUGAACUCGGUGGGCACAUCAUCAGGCAAUUCUUAUGAAUUAUCAUUGUUACUGUCAUCAGUUCAAACAAGCUUGUCGUCAUUCUCAUUAACACCCUUCCUACCACAAUCAGUGCCAUCCUCGUCCUCUCCUUCGCCACAACCAACAAAGUCAUCCACAUUUAUGUUAACUGAAACUUCUUUCUCCCAAAGGCAGUCGCCAUCAUUAACAUCACUGUCGUCAUUGAUGUUAGUAUAUUUAUCUUCUUUUGACUAUCAGUCGUCACCAGUGUCUGUAACGGAUUCAUUAACAACAUCUAAACAUUUAUCUAAAUUGGAAGGUACAUACUCACCAUUGUCAACAUUGGUAGAAAAAAACACUUUGCUGCAUUUUUCAUCUUUGUCGUCACCUUCCAAAACAGAUUUCUUUAAAGGUAAAACAACAUCAUUACCGCCAUUAUCAACUACAUUAUCACUGUUAUCAUCAUCACCGUUAUCAUCAUCAGUAACAACAAUAACAACAUCAUCAUCAUCUUCUUCUUCUUCUUCAAAAGUAUCAUCAUUACCACCACCGUCAUCUUCAUCAUUAUCGUUGUCAACUACAUUAUCACUUUUAUCAUCAUCACCGUUAUCAUCACUACCAUCAUCAACAUCAACAUCAAAAACAUCAUCAUCAACAUUAUCACCACCACCAUCAUCAUCAUUACCGUCAUCGUCAUUCAUUUCAACGCCAUCUUCAGCCUUUCAGUCCGCAUCCAUGAACAGGUUAUCAUCAAGAGCUAUAACACCAUUAAUGUCAUCAUUUUCUUUCCCGUCUCCAAAAUAUUUACCGUCCUCAAUGAUAACACAUCUGUCUAUGUCAGAUUUGCUUACAGAAGGUAGAGCUACAUCGGCACCGUUAUCAACAACGUCACAUCUUGAUAUGGCAGAACUAAAAAGUGACGGUAGAUUUGUGUUGAAGUCAUCAGUGGCUAUUUCCCAAAUAUCGCCGUCAAAAUCAAUGUCUGAAGUUCUAUCUCUUUCAAAAACAUUUUCUGCUACCUCAGUGACUACCUCGCUCUUUUCCAUGACAGAAUCAAUUAUACACGAGAGAUCUGUGCCUGAAGCAUUAUCGGAAACGCCGAUAUUACCUUCAAACGUACAAACAGAACACGAGAUUGCUUAUUCCACAUUGAACAAUUUAUCAAUGGAAACGUCUAUUGGAUCGGUGUCAUCUUCUAAAAAAGAAGAGUCGGCUUCAAAGAAAUCUUUUCAGACUCGUGGUGAUAGUUCAAAUGAAAUAAAACCAUCAAAAACAUUUACGAGCGGAAGUUCAAAUGAAUUGGAACUGUCGACAGAUUUUCUGGGCGGAAGUUCUAGUACACUGGAACCAUUAACAACUUUUCCGGGCGGACGUUCAAGUGUAUUGGAACCAUCAACAACUUUUACGAGUGGCAGUUCCAGUCUAUUGAAACCAUUUACAACAUUUCCGAGCGGCAGUUCCAGUCUAUUGAAACCAUUUACAACAUUUCCAAGUGAACAUUUAUCAACAUCUCCGCGUCAGACAAUAUCUACUGAUAACAAAGCGGGUGGAAAAUCUGCUGAAAUACAGAAAAACAAUGAAACAUCUAUUGCAAUUGGUGUAGGUGUUGGUGGAGGAAUUGUAUUAAUAUGUUUGAUUUUGUUGAUUGUUAUAAUAGUAUUGAGGAAACGGAAGAAAAGGGGAAGAAGAAAUUUCUUUCAGGUACGGUUGCCUCCUGAGCUUUUCAUGACACGAAGUCUAUGAUAAAUGUGUGUUAUCACGGUAAAAUGGUAAUCUUACAGAAACUUCGGAAAUUCCAUAUACUUUAAGUGGUUUCUUAUUUACUUUGACUUAAUACUGGUUGUAAUUUAUUUCAUCUACAUGGAGCAAUUUUAGAAUCGUCACAUUUCAGAACUAGACAACCCCAUUUUACGCCAGAGCUCACAAGCUUUGCUAAAGCCUUGAUUGGGAUCGUUUGUUGUUUUGAAAAGAUUAUUGAUCUUAAAUACGUAAACUCAAUUUGAAAAUAUGAAAAUGAACUUUAUUUCUUGAUGCUUCCUUCGUACAUAAUUAUAUAAUAGUCGAUUUAUUGAUUUCCAUUUCAAAAAGCUCUUCCUGGUGUUUGACAUUAUACUAAUCCUCUUUUUUUAUAUCGGCUCAGCGGGAUGGCUGAGCGUGGGUAAAUCGCUCACGAUAUUAUCGUCAUGUGUAUUAAAUACUCAUUUAUUUUUUGU